CAAUGGUGUAUGCUGCGCUUUUUUAUGUGCUCCUGGUGUGGGCUCUUCUGUUCACAGCUAGGGCACUUCUUGGUGAUGUUGAACGAAGGCUAAAAUACCGUAUAUUUCAUGAACUGGCUGUUCACGCUCAUAACAAAACUGUUCACCCUGUAUCGGUUUCCCAAUUGGCGGAGGCAAAGAGGCGGAUUGUUGCGGCCGAGAAGGAGGCCGUCUUAAAGACUAUGGAUCAGCUUCAAAAAGAGCUUCUGGACAUAUGCGACUUGAUCCAAAAAGACCCUUGCGAUCUCAGGAGAACCGAAACCUGUCCCUCUUGGAGGCCAGGGUGUUACAACCGUCCGACGUCGCAUUGCCCCCCUUGGAUACCGGGAUGCAAUGUGCCCAUCCCGCCGAAAAAGUGUUGGUUCAAGCCAGGCCAGCAUUGUCCACAGCCUUUGGGGGCUUAUUGCCUUGGAAGUGGUUGGUGUCAGCCAGGCGGCAAGUGCCCCGGUGACCCAGUAUUAGAGGGGAAACAAGAGACGACACAAACGGAGGGCGUUUCAACGCUAUUUGCAAAGAGCCAAAGCACAACUUAUUCGGUAACCACGACACCCAGAAUGACAACAACUUCAACGUCAAGAUUUCAAGGCACAAUUUCUACAAUAACAGCGCCGUCUACAAUAUCAACAUUUCCAACUUUGACAAGUCUAAGGACAACUUCCCCAAUAGCGAAAAAUUUUAAAAUUUCAACAGCUCCAUCAUCAAUAAGUCAAGCUUCCCCAAUCACAACAUCUUACUCAAAAAUCGACAUACCAAGCCCAUCAAUGUCAACUCAGAGCUUACAUUUUUCUUCACCAAUCCAUGCGAGUUCCUCAACAUCUUCUGAGCUUGGCGUGUGCGGAAGGCCGGGGGCUCCAGGUGGACCAAAUGGCCCAGGAGGUCCCAUGGGUCCAGGUGGACCUGGCGGUCCUGGGGGUCCUGGCGGUCCUGGGGGACCUGGUGGACCGGGCGGACCCGGCAUGCCUUGGGGUCCCGGAGGACCUGGAGGACCCGGUGGUCCAAACGGACCUGGAGGCCCUGGAGGUCCAGGGGGACCUGGAGGUCCUGGUGGUCCCGGAGGACCCUGCAGCCCGGGAUGUGAAAAGGCGAGAAAGACAAAUCGAAGGCGAAAAUGUUGCACAAAAGCAAGGCCUCGGCCUCGAAAACAUACACAAAAACCCCUUGAAGCUCACUUACCAAUUGGUCCACCGGAAAUAAAACAAUUUAGAAGCCGACCAAUGGAUCGAAAUCGAAAUGAUAAAUUGUGGAGAUCAGACCUUAAGAAAAUAUCGAUUAUAAACCCCAGAAGUGAUCUUCCAAUAUUUAGGAGUCAAUCGCUAAAAAAUUGCAUUGUCGCACAUAUUCUUAACUCUUUCAAUGAAGAAAAUAAAAAUAAUGGAUUGCAUUCGUAUAAAACUAUUAGAGUUAGAUUGAUUGAUUAA
This is a messenger RNA of Drosophila erecta, 1457 nucleotides long. RefSeq names its product translation initiation factor IF-2 (gene Mur82C). The record is from RefSeq and is a predicted model, not a curated record. The coding region runs from base 3 to 1457 and encodes 484 amino acids. NCBI's taxonomy places the organism in Eukaryota, Metazoa, Arthropoda, Insecta, Diptera, Drosophilidae. The transcript is spliced from 2 exons.